AUGGUGUUGGUCUUAGGACUACCGGGGAACGCUGUCAUCAUCAAAGCCUACGCGUGGAAAAAACGGAAGACGAGCACCGAUAUCCUUAUCAUUGCUCAAGCGAUAGUCGACUUCGUCGCUUGUGUAUUCUGUCCUGUCUUCAUCAUCCGCAGUGCAUUCCCAGGGCUGACGACCACAAGUUUGUGUCAAGCGGCAGCUCUCGUCAAUAAUGCAACGGCAUUCGCCUCACUUUAUCUGACCACUGCAAUCAGCAUCGAUCGCUACAUGGCUGUGUGUCGUCCAUUACGACGACGAAUAACGGUACUUCUCCAUCCUCCUCCGUACUCAAUUCUUGACAUGGCCGCCAUUCCUCCUGAUGCACAGUUGUGCACAGUGAAGCAUUCCUUGAAAAGCUCGCCGGAUCAUGUCCCCAUCUUGGCGUACCACGUCUGUCUCGUCCACGAUUCUCCUCCGAAGCUUCUCGAUGUUCACAUGUGGGCUGCUUAA
This is a messenger RNA of Strongylocentrotus purpuratus (purple sea urchin), 486 nucleotides long. Its product is annotated as G-protein coupled receptor 1-like. The coding region runs from base 1 to 486 and encodes 161 amino acids. The transcript has 2 exons. The record is from RefSeq and is a predicted model, not a curated record. Gene Ontology annotation, cellular component: membrane. Gene Ontology annotation, molecular function: neuropeptide receptor activity. Lineage: Eukaryota; Metazoa; Echinodermata; Echinoidea; Camarodonta; Strongylocentrotidae. Gene Ontology annotation, biological process: neuropeptide signaling pathway.